Molecule: messenger RNA, 1047 nt
Organism: Prosopis cineraria
Lineage: Eukaryota; Viridiplantae; Streptophyta; Magnoliopsida; Fabales; Fabaceae
Product: receptor-like protein 35
Exons: 4
Coding region: 1-1047 (348 amino acids)
Molecular function (GO): protein binding
Source: RefSeq, a predicted model, not a curated record
AUGGAGUCACUGAUGACCAGUAGAAUGACAGAGAUAAUGGCGAAGGAUAGAAGUCUAGGCGAGGGUUUGAAGCUUCUAGAAAAUCCUCAAGCUCUCUCUCCACUGGCCAGCACGUACAGAUACACAACUUGCAAUUUUGACAAGUCUGAUAUACUCAACAUGAAAAAAUCUCCUUCCUUUGUUUUCCUGAUCUUCUCACUCCAUUGCUUCAUAUCCUCCUUAGCCUGGAUCGAUGCAAACAUCACUACUGAUAAAUCUGCACUUCUUAGCCUUAAAUCUUUAAUCACUUCAAAUCCAUAUGAUUCUUUAUCUACUUGGUCUGUCUCUUCUUCUACAUGCAAUUGGGUUGGUGUCACCUGCAAUACUCGCCAUGGAAGGGUUCGUUCCUUGAACCUUGGUGGCAUGGAUCUUAAAGGUACCAUAUCUCCACAAUUGGGGAAUAUCUCAUUUCUUGUUGAACUUGAUCUUAGUAGCAACAGUUUUUAUGGUCAAAUACCAAGAGAGUUAGUUCAAUUGCGUAGAUUGAAACUAUUGAACUUGAGCUACAAUGACUUUCAUGGACAAGUUCCAGCAUGGAUAGGAGAUUUAUCCAUAUUGGAGUACUUAAAUAUUGGAAAUAAUAGUUUUGAUGGAUUUAUUCCACUAUCUCUAUUCAAUCUAUCAAGGUUAGAGAUUUUACAACUUACAGUUAACAAGCUUUCAGGAAUUAUUCCCCAAACAAUUUCUAACUUAUCUUCACUUGAAUUGCUAAGAGACAUUCCCAAUGAGAUUGGUGAUCUUUCACAACUAAAGAUGUUGUACCUUGAAGUGAAUCAACUUGUUGGUUCUAUACCAUCUUCAUUGUUUAACAAUUCAAAGCUACAAGAGAUUGAACUUUCAAUGAAUCAAUUAUCAGGGAGUCUUCCAACAAAUGUGUGUCUUGAGCUUCCAAAGCUUGAACUAUUUUUUGUGGCUGAAAAUGAUUUGUCUGGCGAAAUACCUUCCAUUUGGCAUCAAUGCAAAGAAUUAGCGCAAUUAGAAUUAAGUUAUAACAUGUUCAACCCAUGA